AUGUCUUCUCCACAUGGUUCUCACAACAUCCAAGACAAAUCGGUGAACCAGGAGUUGGACGAGACGUAUAUUUCCAAGCGCAAAUACAAUCGUGACAGAAUUCCCGGUCAAAGAAGGAUGUGGUCGUUCGGCGGAAUCGAAUGUGGCUCCAUGCAGUUGGUUCAAAGACGGGAUGCACCCACCCUUCUCAGCAUUGUGCAAGCUUGCGUUCGACCCGACAGCAACCUCUACACUGACUUG
This is a messenger RNA of Mesorhabditis belari, 240 nucleotides long. NCBI's taxonomy places the organism in Eukaryota, Metazoa, Nematoda, Chromadorea, Rhabditida, Rhabditidae. The record is from the annotation of a GenBank genome assembly.